UCCUUCCUCCGGCUCAGCCGCCGCGCCGCCCGGCUGCGCCUCUUUCCUCCCCUGGGUGCCCGCGGCGAUGUUUAACCGCGCAGUGAGCCGGCUGAGCAGGAAGCGGCCGCCGUCAGACAUCCAUGACGGUGAUGGUAGUUCCAGUAGCAGCCACCAGAGCCUCAAGAGCACAGCCAAGUGGGCAGCCUCCCUGGAGAAUCUGCUGGAAGAUCCGGAAGGCGUGAAGAAAUUUAGGGAAUUUUUAAAAAAGGAAUUCAGUGAAGAAAAUGUCCUGUUUUGGCUAGCGUGUGAAGACUUUAAGAAAAUGCAGGAUAAGAAGCAGAUGCAGGAAAAGGCCAAGGAGAUCUACAUGACCUUUCUGUCCAAUAAGGCCUCAUCCCAAGUCAACGUGGAAGGGCAGUCAAGGCUCAACGAGAAGAUCCUGGAAGAGCCUCAUCCUCUGAUGUUCCAGAAACUCCAGGACCAGAUCUUCAAUCUCAUGAAGUACGACAGCUACAGCCGCUUCUUAAAGUCUGACUUGUUUUUAAAACACAAGCGAACUGAGGAGGAGGAGGAGGAGGAUCAGCCUGAUGCUCAAACUUCAGCUAAACGAGCCUCCAGAAUUUAUAACACAUGAUCGCCUAAAGGCCAGGACUGCCGCCUUCGCAGAGGGACUUAUUCUCAGGACUGUGCGGGAUUGCCACUGCUUUGUAAUGUGCGAAGAUGGAAAUGUACAAAACCCCCUAGUGGGAUCUGUGUAUUUUAUUAACCGCUUGGCCAGUAAGUUUUGCAUGAUGACUAAUCUAACAUAAAAAAAA
This is a messenger RNA of Octodon degus (degu), 797 nucleotides long. It is a transcript of the gene Rgs10, whose product is annotated as regulator of G protein signaling 10. The coding region runs from base 68 to 616 and encodes 182 amino acids. The record is from RefSeq and is a predicted model, not a curated record. Gene Ontology annotation, molecular function: G-protein alpha-subunit binding; GTPase activator activity. NCBI's taxonomy places the organism in Eukaryota, Metazoa, Chordata, Mammalia, Rodentia, Octodontidae. Gene Ontology annotation, biological process: regulation of G protein-coupled receptor signaling pathway. The transcript is spliced from 5 exons.